UUAUUCUAUUUUAGUAUAAUAUUAUUUCGGCAAUUAUUCAAACAUUUAUAUGUUAAAUUAAUUUGUAAAUAUUAUUUUUUUCUAAUUGUUAAUUUAAUUAAAUCAUUCAAUAAAUCCUCUUUGGGAGCCUGAAUAUCGAAUUUCUAAUACCGUACUUUACCAGCUGCCUAAUCGGCUAAUGUUCCUGAAAAGUUUUUAUUAUCUUCAUUACAAGUCUUCUAGAUUUGGCCUACACUAAAUAAUUUUUCCUGUUUCUGAUAUUUAGUUAUAAGCCUCUUCUUUUAGAUGACAGGCUACGGAGGGGAUCGACCAUUAUGAAGACGUCCAAAAAGAAACAUUCAAUAUGUAUGAUAUCUGAUUUCUUUUUUCCGAAUAUGGGUGGUGUUGAAAGCCAUAUAUAUCAAUUAUCACAGUGUCUGCUAGACCUGGGUCAUAAAGUUAUUGUUGUAACUCAUAUGUACGGCAAAAAAAGAAGAGGUAUUCGUUAUUUAUCCAAUGGCUUAAAGGUUUAUUAUUUACCGUUUCCACCAUUUUAUAAUCAGUGUAUUUUACCCACUAUGUAUGUUACGUUUCCAUUGUUACGAAAUAUAUAUAUUAGGGAAGAAAUCACCAUUGUACACGGACAUUCGUCUUUUUCCACAUUAGCCCAUGAAGGAAUGCUACAUGCUAGAACAAUGGGGAUACCUACAGUCUUUACAGAUCAUUCCUUAUUUGGAUUUGCAGAUGCAAGUUCUAUUGUGACCAAUGAGAUUCUACGUUUCUCUUUGGGUGAUUGUACCCACGUUAUCUGUGUUUCUCAUACAAGUAAGGAGAAUACCGUUUUACGUGCACAGAUUAAACCAGACAAUGUUUCGGUGAUACCAAAUGCUGUUGAUGCUACCAUGUUUACACCAGAUCCUAGUCAACGUAAUCCAAAUAAAAUAACAAUUGUUUUAGUGAGUCGGUUAGUGUACAGGAAAGGUAUAGACUUAUUAGCUGGUAUUAUUCCAAAAAUAACCCAAAAAUACCCAGAUGUGCAAUUUUUGAUAGGAGGAUCAGGGCCUAAAGAAUUAAUUUUAGAGGAGGUAAGAGAACAAUAUCAACUCCAUGAUCGAGUCCAGUUACAAGGUGCUCUAGAACACAGUCAAGUUAGAGAUGUGUUAGUACAAGGAGAUAUAUUAUUAAAUACAUCAUUAACAGAAGCAUUCUGUAUAGCUAUUGUGGAAGCUGCUUGUUGUGGGUUAAAAGUAGUUAGUACUAAUGCUGGUGGUUUAUAUUUAUAUAGGUUAAAGCAUUAG
Patella vulgata (common limpet) is the source of this 1277-nucleotide messenger RNA. RefSeq names its product phosphatidylinositol N-acetylglucosaminyltransferase subunit A. Gene Ontology annotation, molecular function: phosphatidylinositol N-acetylglucosaminyltransferase activity. Gene Ontology annotation, biological process: GPI anchor biosynthetic process. The transcript has 11 exons. The coding region runs from base 315 to 1277 and encodes 320 amino acids. The record is from RefSeq and is a predicted model, not a curated record. Gene Ontology annotation, cellular component: glycosylphosphatidylinositol-N-acetylglucosaminyltransferase (GPI-GnT) complex. Lineage: Eukaryota; Metazoa; Mollusca; Gastropoda; Patellidae.